GUUAAUCAACUCGUGUGUGACGUUUUUUCGCCUUCCUGGGCCAUCUGAAGUGUCUUGUUACGAAAUUAGUUUUGGCCGGAAACCCGCCGCCAAAAGUAAUUUCGUGAAAAGAUGCCUCAGAUGGCCGAGGAAGGCGAAAACACACCACACGAGUCGAUUAACGUUUCAUUUAACUUUGUUGGGAUAUUGAGACCGAGAUGUAAUUUAGAUAUGCAAUCUUCAGAGCUUUAUCCAUUACCCUCAUAGAUUCUGUUCAUUUCAUAUAAACAAUUAUUAACCACGAGCAUAUAGAGUGGUCUGGCUGUGUUUGUAUGUAUGUAUGUAAGUGAGAUACUAAUAUAUUUUUUGCGGUAGAUCUUUUGGAAUUAUAGAUACUGUUUCAUGUUUCAUCAACUGUGUUUCAGUUUUUCUUGACGGCUUGUUCGUUUGAUUAAUUACCGUACCCAAAUUUGGAAUAAGCCAAUCAGAAGCCGUUUCUACUGCCCUGGUAUCUCGCGAUAUCAUGGUCAACUGGGCCGAAAUUCUUUAUUGUACCGUUUUUGGUACGAUUCGGGGGCAUAUCACAGAUAUCAGACUCAUUUGGUCUCGUAGUGGGUAUUUUGGAUCGACCGUGUUUCGCCAUGGCUCGACCAAACUCGCCUGAUAAUACCUCCGAAGCGUAUCAAAAGGAAGCUCAUUGAAAGCUUCCUAUAUGGUCUUUUGUUUGGUUUAUGAUCUUCAAACAACUUUUGUGAGUUCCUUAUUAUCUUCACUCUCCCUUCUUUUCUGUCUUUUCUUGCUUUGUACGCCUGGCCUGUGUUUGGAGCAACCCGAUAUCACUGUAUCUUCCUAUAAAUUGACGAAAGCCGAUAUGAGAAAGGAAAAUUCAGUAGUUUGUUGUCAUAUUUUAUAUUAUUGAGCCAAGGGAAAUUUCCUGUCUCCCCUUUUAGCUGGCCCGCGUUUCUCCCGCCGCCAGGCUCUCUCUCUCUCUCUCUCUCUCUCUCGAUAAGGAGAGGGAGCCUGGUAUCGAUGUGUGAGCGAGUGUGAACUUUUUGUGGCGACAAUUUCGAAGACGAGUUCUAGUCGACGAAUGCGUCACCUUUGAACAACGAGAAUCGAAUCUAGAGAAUAGGGCUCGAAUUGCUAUGGAUAAAAACGUUGACGAUGUCUCCCCCACUUCUUCGGCUUCACGAGAAGACAACGAAGCAGGUAAUUUCUUUGCAGAUUCGCGUCGAAGUCGAAUAGGAACAUCGGAUAUACAGGAAGGCUUGCAAACUUCAGCCUCCCCUGAAGAUAUGAAAUUUUCGCUGGAUGAACUGGAGCGAGAGGUGAUUGAGGCAUGCGCCAUAGUGGAGAGAGUUCUUAAAGAGAGAGAGGAACGAACUAAAAGGCAAAGGGAAGAGGUGCAAAGACACAGAGAGAGAAGAGAACAGAGACAAAGGGAAGAGAGAGAAAUGAGAGAAAGAGAAGAAAGGGAAAUGAGGGAAAGAGUAGACAGGGAAGCAAGAGAAAGAGAAGAUAUGGCCAAGGCAGAAUUGGCACCAUUUCAAGAAAGCCCACUAUGGCAAUGUGAGCAUUUUCAGCGGCGUUGUAGUGUGAGGUUUCCAUGUUGUAGAGUGUUUUACCCGUGCCACCGCUGUCACAAUGGGUCAGGGGUUUGUGACGCCAGGGAUAAGAGGGCAAACCAAGCAACGCAUAUUAAGUGCACUAACUGUGGACACAGGGAAGAGAUAAAUCAAGGAAGUCAGAUCUGUAGCAGCUGCGGUACCAGAAUGUCCGAGUACUUCUGUUUUAAAUGCAAACAUUUUACAGGGGUAGACAAAAACCCGUUUCACUGCGACAAGUGUGGAAUAUGCCGAAUCGACAGAGACAGAUCAUUUCACUGUGAUGUUUGCAAUGUCUGCCUGGACAAAAGACUGGAAGGAAAACACAAAUGCCGAGCAGUUUCACAACAGGACAAGCACCAGAUUUGUUUGCAGUUACAGGAGAACCAAGGGCACGAAGGGGAUGCGUUAGAAGGUCAACGUGCACUUCAAUUUAACAGGAUUGAAGACGCAGUGCCUGGAGAUGGCCAUGGGGUGGAGAGUGAUAACGAAAGCAACCCCGAGUCUGAAUCAGAGUGUAACGUAGACCCCUUGUCUGCAAAUAGUGACAAUGUUGUGCUGAGGUUAAUAACCACAGCUGCUCCAGAAUCCCAGAAGCAGAUAGACCGUUUGGAGAACGCUUUACGGGAACUUAAAAAAGAGAAUCAGACUCUCCAGGAUUUGUUAGAAAAAACAAACAACAGAGGUGACAGGGCUAACUUGCCCGGUGUGGAUGCUGUUUGUGAUGAUUCAACCACUCGCCUGUCUGUGCCUGCAAUCAGACACUUCAAUGCCGGAGUGGCGGCAAAUGUCCCACCGGAGCCCUCACUGGUUGACAUAGUACAGGGAAUUCAUCCCGGAUUCUUAACAAGGCACUCUCAAGACCGGGACCUUUGUGAAAUUCCUCAAGCCAAUGUGGAGUCUCAUAACAGUUCAUUACCAGAAGCCGGACCUUAUAUGGUUUCAUCUUCGGAAGACCCAGUCUCCCGACGGUGCAUUAGAAACCCAUGCUUGAUACCGUCUCAGAACGAUUGUGUCUGCUGCGAGAACGAUGGAAGCCAGACUGGCAGUGUUGAUAGUACCAUUAUGCCUGAGAGAUGCCGACCAUAUUCAGUUCACAACAUGUGUUGUAAAUGCUUGGAGGUUGUGGUCAGCGGUUUCAACAUCUUGCCAUGCUCACACCCUGUUCAUAGGGAGUGCCUUAUCGGCAUGAUUCAAAAUGGCGAAUUGAACUGCCCGAUUUGUGGUCGUGCUUUCCUUUGGAGGGGCUAAGAUACCAAGUGAUACUCAGAGUAUUCAUCUAAGGGGAAAUAUUUUUGUCACAUAAAUAUUCUUACAUGGUCGACGAAGUUAAGGCGUUUUGUUAUACCUCCCAGCUCAAAUACGUUUUCCGAUUGGAGGAGAACGUGUCACGUGUCGUGGGUCAAAA
Messenger RNA from Orbicella faveolata, 2991 nucleotides. RefSeq lists its product as uncharacterized. NCBI's taxonomy places the organism in Eukaryota, Metazoa, Cnidaria, Anthozoa, Scleractinia, Merulinidae. Gene Ontology annotation, biological process: ubiquitin-dependent protein catabolic process; protein ubiquitination. Gene Ontology annotation, cellular component: nucleus. Gene Ontology annotation, molecular function: ubiquitin protein ligase activity; zinc ion binding. The record is from RefSeq and is a predicted model, not a curated record.